CCAACUUAGCACGUCCACCGCUGAUCACAACGGCCGCUGACUUAGUUGCUCGACGCUCAUCCGCCACGGACAGUCUGAUGGAGCCAUUAGCGUUGCCAGAAGAUUCCAAACAGAAACAAGAUGCUAUUCGCAAGGAAAUCGCGCGACUCCAGGGUCAGCUCCAGUCUGACGUCUCCGUCUCGCCAAAGAAGAACACGAAGCGGCAACUAGGGAAUACGCUGGCGCCUUCAACACCGUCUCCAAAAAAGAAGCGAAAGAUUUCUGAAACCGGUACUGACUCAGCUAUGCCGCGCCAGCCACAUCCAGCAGCCAAAGCACCAAUUCCUUCAUCGUCCAAAGUUGCGACACCAUUGCCUCCAAAACCUGCACCCUCAGCUGUUUUGGCCAAACUGGCGAAAAACAAGUCCCUUAGCCCCGACGACGAUGACGGAGAGGUUGAGCCCUUGCGAUCAGCAGCAUUUACGGACAAGCCUGCCGAGGUGAAACCAACAGCUGGACCGCAACGCGAUGAAAGGCUAGCUCUCAUCGAAGAUUUCGAACCGGGCCCUUACGACCACAAGCCACCAUUCGACGACCCCAAUUUUGAGCAACUGGAACCAAAUUCGGGUAUACGGCUUUCCUCUCGUAUCCUUCCACAUGAGGACCUACAAGAUCAUUUGACAGGACGUUUCUACAUCUCCCCGUCCCGACUCUACUCAUGCGUCCGACUUCUUCCUGACAAGCGAGGCUAUGAUGUCCCUGUGUGCGGUGACUGGAUUACCAUUGCGGUCGUCGCCGAACGUGGUCCUAUCAAGUUCAGUAAAGCACAUGUGACCAUCGAAGCAGACGACGAAGGGAAGAAAACAGACGCGAAAGGGAAAGGGAAGCAGAAAGAGCCACCCAAACCAUCAGGCAAGAAGUACGUCAACAUGAAGCUCGUCGACUUUGGUUCGAGGUCACGCUCGGCAUCUUCUGCAACUGGGGGCAAAGCAGUCAUACGUGGGGAUGCGUUUUUGUCGUUGUCGUUGUUUGAGUCGGACGGGUUUGAUGUAGAGACGCGAGAGAAUGGUUCGAAGGGGAAGGUUUACAAGGGCGGUAGCCGAGGUGCCUUUGAAUCAAUGUCGAAGUUGAAGGAGGGCGAUGUCAUUGCGCUGAUGAAUCCCAAAAUUUUAAAACCAUUUCAGCAUUCAACAAGUAGUCCCCAUCCCACAAACAAUAUCCUCGCAUUGACACCGGAAUCUGUUGGCACGAUCACUGUGAUAGGCCGAGCAAAAGACCUGGGAAUGUGCACAGUCCUCAAGCGCGAUGGGUCAGUGUGUGGUUCAUGGUGCGACAAACGCGUGAGCGAUGUCUGUGAAUGGCAUGUCCAGAAUGCUGUCGAACGUCGUCGCGCUGCACGUCCUGAAUUCUCUGCUUCGACAUCUGGCAUGUCAAACACCGCAAUCAAGAAACGCAAACCGGCUUACGAUCCUGCGCGGCAAUGGGGUCUGAAGCCGGAGGACGCGGAUGGAUCAGCGACCUACGUGGUCUCAGGACACGUCGUCAAAGGCUCGGACAGGCUAAAGCUCAGCGGCUACGCGCCUAAAGAUGCGGAUAAGGCCCUCAAAACCCUUUUGGACCGAGAUAAGGAGGGUAUGAAAGCGGUGAUUGCAGCUAGGGAGUUUUCUCAGAAGGAGGAUAGGAAAGGGAAGGAGGAUGGGAAGAAGAGGAAACGGAGAGAUAAGGAAGAAGCUCCCAAGGACGAAUUGAGGACGAAAGAGAGUACUCCGAAGAGCCAUUAUAGCGCAGAGAUGGUCAAGCAACUGGGGUUCAAUCCCGCAGCGAGAACGGGUCAGCCUCGGGAAGAUCCUCAUUUGAGGCAGAAGAAUUCCUUUUCAUAUUUACCUGCACUGUACCGACAACCCUAUACGCGAUGUAUCACUGCGGUAGGUUUGGCUUAUGCAGUAGGGAGUGUUUUCGUUUUCUUCUACCCUUUUCGAGUUAACCACAGCGAGUAUUUCAUAGGGAUGUAAAGCAUGUACGAAGAGUGCAGGGUCAGCG
This is a messenger RNA of Desarmillaria tabescens, 2019 nucleotides long. RefSeq lists its product as uncharacterized. Gene Ontology annotation, molecular function: DNA replication origin binding; single-stranded DNA binding. Gene Ontology annotation, biological process: DNA replication initiation; DNA replication. Gene Ontology annotation, cellular component: nuclear replication fork; nucleus. The record is from RefSeq and is a predicted model, not a curated record. The annotation marks the transcript as partial. The transcript is spliced from 7 exons. Lineage: Eukaryota; Fungi; Basidiomycota; Agaricomycetes; Agaricales; Physalacriaceae.